Messenger RNA from Cannabis sativa, 5237 nucleotides. Its product is annotated as G-type lectin S-receptor-like serine/threonine-protein kinase LECRK3. The record is from RefSeq and is a predicted model, not a curated record. Gene Ontology annotation, biological process: protein phosphorylation. Lineage: Eukaryota; Viridiplantae; Streptophyta; Magnoliopsida; Rosales; Cannabaceae. Bases 2712 to 5120 code for a protein of 802 amino acids. Gene Ontology annotation, molecular function: ATP binding; protein serine/threonine kinase activity. The transcript is spliced from 2 exons.
AUAUAAUCAAAUAUUCAAUUGAAUAAGGUUGUUGAUUGGUUGGCAGUGAACCUACAUAUCACUAAAAUCAUUAAUACGAAUAAGACACACAUAGACAAACUCAGUUGACUUGACCCAAAGUCUUCCCAAGAAAAUAAUAAUAAAUAUUAAUUUGACUCUGGGCUUCUUUCAAUCACCCUCUUUUUCCUAUUAAUUAAAAUAUGAAUAAGACACACGUAGACAAAAUGUUCAAGACAACAGAUAAAGAAUUCCAAGUUGAAGUGAAUGUUAUAGGCCAAACUCACCACAAGAAUCUUGUUGGGUUGAAUGGAUAUUGUGAUGAGAAUAAUCAUAGGUUGCUUGUGUAUGAGUUCAUGAGUAAUGUCACUUUAGCAAUCUUUUUUGUUUGAGGGUCUUAAACCAAGUUGAAAUCAAAGGACUCUAAUUGCUGUUGGCAUUGCAUACAACACUCUGAUCAAAGCCAAUUUAAUACUAAGACUAUGAUUAGAGGAAUCUUGUUGAUUUACCAACAAAUGUUAUUGGCGAAUCUUGUUGGGUUAAUUGGAUAUUGUGAUGAGAAUAAUCAUAGGUUUCUUGUGUAUGAGUCAUGAGUAAUGGCACUUUAGUAAGCUUUUUCUUUGAGGGUCUUGAACCAAAGGACUCAAAUUGCUGUUGGAUUGGUAGAGGACUAUUUUACUUGCAUAUAUGGAUUGCAUACAACACUUAGAUCAUCCACUGUGACAUAAAAGGAAUAAAAGGGUACAUAGUUCUGGUGUGGUACUGCUUGGAAAUUGUUUGUUGUCAAAGAAACUUGGAUAUGGAAAAAGAUUUAAUCGAUUGAGCUUAUGAAUGGUACAUUAAUGAUGGGAAUGUUGAAGCUCUAGUUGAAAAUGAUAUUGAGGCUAUCUAUGAGUAUGAGUGACAUGAAAAUGGUGGAGUGGUUUGUGAUAGUUUCCAUUUUCGAGAUAUAUUAUUUAUUUGCCUAAGUGAACUUUAAAAUUUGAACUUCAAGGCAAUUGAGCUGAAAUUCUAGUUAAUAUUGCAAGUGAGAUUUCGUGAGUAGUAGCAAAGCAGUGUAGAUGGUAAUGAUGACUUAGCUUGUUCGUUGUGUGUUUGUUUUUGUUUGUUUAACUUAGUCUUUACUCGAGGGCGGGUAAAGGUUAAGUUUGGGAAAAUUUGUUAUGUUUAUUUUAAGGUUGUUUUUUAGUUUAUUUUUAUUGUUUUUAUGUUUUAUUGCCCGGGUUUACGAUUGUUUUUGUUUUUAUGUUAAUUUCAGGUUUGAGAUGUAGACAAUUUUGCUUUUUGGUGAAAACUUUGUCUUUUUGGUGAUGAAAUUAUCAAGAUCGAAUAUCUUAGCUUGGUACAUGUCGAAGACCUUCCCAUGAAGGUCACGACCCUCCAAAAGUUACAGAAGCAUUUUUUAGAGACAAUCCAAGAGCUGCGACCUUCACCUGAGAGUCGUGGCCCUUGAGAAAAUUAAAAAAAAUCUGUCUCUGUAAGAAAAAACUUUUAUGAGAAUAGUCAACUGAGAAUAGUCAAAGGAGCUUGUCUUAUGUUAUGAGAAUAGUCAACUGAUAUUGUUUCAAAGGUCUAAUUUUUAUAUUAUUCAAUUGAACGGGUCAUAUGAGUUUGACUGUAGCUGGUAUUCACAACAAUCAACAACAUUAUUCAAUUAAAAAAAAUUAAUCUCUUCAAUUAUUUGGGGAGUGGAGUGUAAACGUGUAACUACAAAAUUUUACUAAAACGACAAUGAAUGGUGAAAAAUUGAAAAUGACAAUAUUCAAGCUUAUUAUUACCCCCAAAAAUUAAACAGGAGUUAAAGUUAAGUAUUUAUACCGUAAAUUACUCUUAUCUAAAUAUAUAAAUUGUGCUUUUUCUUCUGAUUCUUAGAAUUUCUUUUGGAUAUAUAUAAAGUUGGAAAAAGAGUUUACCAAAAUAUGAUCAUAUGCAAAGCAUUGAUUUCAAUAUCGACUAAACCUGAGAUCAGUAAAGAAAAUAAUACUAACCCUUUGCUUAUUUAUAGAACUCAUUAGUUUUAUGUGUAAAAUAGAACUGCUUUUAGAAAAAAUCAAGCAGCCAUUGUUGAAUCGAGAUUGAGAGCAUGGGUAGUUUCUUGGUUGCUGACAAUUGUUGAACAAUCUAAUCAAACCCACAAAUGGAAUUUUGGAAUUUAUUCUUAUAUAUACCAAAUAUUUUUUUAUUUGGUAAAAGUAACCAUUUUUUUUUAAUUAAUUUUGACACGUGUACACGGUUACUGUUUUUGAGAGUGGUUUGAGUGUUAAACACGAUACCAUUUCUCUGUCAAGCCAUCACUCUAUCACUUCCAUUUUCUUUUCUUUUUUAUCUUCAUUUCCUCUCAUUUCAGCAAAGUUUUAGGGUUUCUCUUUGUUAGGGUUUCGCAUUUUUAGUUUGUUUAUGGUGCGUACAAGGAGUUCAAUGUCUCCAUCACCAGAUGUGUCUCGUUCGAAGAAGAAGCUGGAAAAAACAGAGGAAGUUGCUACGAAAAAAAAUGGCUGGAUCUAGUGUGAAGGUUGUUGAUUCUGAUAAGGAGAAGAAAAAUAAGAAUGUUUCCAUUUCGAAGAGGAGUGGUGUAUCUGAGGAUUCUUCUGACAAUCGGUGCUCUAAGAAGUUAAAGAGUGUUGUUGAAAAUGACGAUGAUUUUGAUUCAGAAUGUGAUGAAGCCCCUAUUGUGUUGCCAAAAAAAUUGAAGAAACUCAAGUGUAAAAAAAGCCAUGGCUUUAUCACUAACACCACCAUAUAUUAUCUACUUGUUUCUUCUUCUCAUGAUGUUGCUAUGUUCCUCCAAUGCCCAAACUGAAAAGAACAUAUCUUUAGGCUCAUUUCUUACUGCAGCUAAUAAGAACAUGUUUUGGGAAUCACCAUCUGGUGAUUUUGCUUUUGGUUACCGGAAAAUUGGGAAAGGUGGCUUCCUAUUAGGCAUUUGGUUCAAUAAAAUACCUGAGAAAACUAUUGUCUGGUCAGCCAACAGAGAAAAUCUUGUGCAAGAAGGAUCAAAAGCCGAGUUGACACAACUUGGGCUUGUUCUCAAAGACCCCAAAGGUAAUCAGAUUUGGAGCUCUGGUAUUUCAGGAACUGAUCUUGCUUAUGGAGCAAUGCUUGACACAGGAAACUUUGUCUUGGCAAACAAAAACUCUGUCCAUUUGUUUGAGAGUUUUACUGAGCCAACAGACACAUUGUUGGCCGGGCAAACUUUGAGUCAAAACAAGAAGCUUGUAGCUCGCUAUUCGGAAACAAAUUAUUCAAGUGGAAGAUAUCAUUUCAUACUACAAUUAGAUGGAAAUCUGGUACUUUACCCAAGAGCUUUCCCACUUGACAAUGUCCACAAGGCUUAUUGGGCUAGCAACACUGUAAACAGAGGCUUUCAACUCAUCUUCAAUCAAUCAGGCUAUAUAUACCUUGAAGCAAAGAAUGGUACCAUACUAAACAUGUUAUCAUCAAAUAGCACCGCAGCAACAAAUUUCUAUCAAAGGGCGAUUCUUGAAUAUGAUGGUGUUUUUAGGCAGUAUGUGUACCCGAAAAAGAAUGAUGGAAACUCUACUGGGUGGAGCAUGGCAUGGACUCAAUCAUCAACCUCCAUACCUUCCAAUAAAUGUCUGAGUUUUCUAGGAGAAAGAGGAAGUGGAGCUUGUGGAUACAACAGCUAUUGUGUGCUAGGAAUUGAUCAGAGACCACAUUGCCAUUGCCCAAAUGGUUACACUUUCAUUGAUUCAAAUGAUGAGAUGAAAGGCUGCAAACAGACAUUUGAAGCUCAAAGUUGUGAUGAAGACUCGGGAGAUGAUGAUAAUUUUGAUUUUAUUAGCAUGGAGAACACAGAUUGGCUUGAGAGUGAUUACGAGAAAUUUCAAACGGUGAAUGAGGACUUCUGUAGGAAGGCGUGCCUUGCUGAUUGUUUUUGUGUUCUUGCUUUUUUUAGAGACGGUGAGUGUUGGAAGAAGGGACACCCUCUCUCAAAUGGGAGGAUAGAUUCCAAUCUCGGUGGGAAAGCUCUUAUUAAAAUAAGAAAAGACAAUUCUACUUUGAAGACAGGAGGCACAAAUUCAAAUAAGAAAGAUCAAUCCACACUAGUUCUCAUUGGAUCAAUACUUUUAAGCAGCUCUGUUUUUAUGAAUGUCCUUUUACUUGGAGCAGCCAUCUUACUUUUUUAUCGCUUUCACCAUAAAGCAAGGGUGAGUAAGCUAGAUCAAUUCAUACCGGGAAUCAAUUUGCAUAAUUUCACUUAUGCAAAACUAGAAAAGGCCACCAAUGGUUUCAAGGAGCUACUAGGAAAGGGUGCUUUUGCCAGUGUCUUCAAAGGGGUUAUUUCAUUUGAUGACAAGCAAUGUUUGGUUGCUGUCAAGAAGUUGGAGCACAUGGUGAAAGAAAAUGACCAAGAAUUCAAGGCGGAAGUAACUGCUAUUGGUCGUACGAAUCAUAAGAAUUUGGUGCAGCUAAUUGGGUUCUGUAAUGAGGGGCAGCACCGGCUUCUUAUCUACGAAUAUAUGAGAAAUGGAUCAUUAGCGAGCUUUCUUUUUGAACCAUCAAAUAAGCCAAAGUGGUAUCAAAGAAUGAACAUUGCAUUGGGGAUUGCAAGAGGACUAUUUUACUUGCAUGAAGAAUGCAGCACCCAAAUCCUACAUUGUGAUAUCAAGCCUCAAAACAUCUUACUAGAUGACUCUUACACGGCAAGGAUUUCUGAUUUUGGACUAGCGAAGAUGUUGAAGACCGACCAGACUCGAACCACUACUGGUAUAAGAGGAACCAAAGGAUAUGUAGCUCCUGAAUGGUUUAGAAAUAUGCCUGUCACAGUCAAGGUGGAUGUAUACAGCUAUGGAAUCUUGUUGUUAGAGCUCAUUUGCUGCAGAAAGAAUGUUGAAGAAUAUGUAGAGGAUGAUGCCCAGAUGAUAUUGGGUGACUGGGCAUAUGAUUGCUAUGCAGGUGGGAAUCUUCAUUUUCUUGUUGAGAAUGAUGAUGAAGCAUCACAAGACAUGAAAAGGGUGGAGAAAUAUGUGAUGGUUGCAUUAUGGUGUAUCCAAGAGGAUCCAUCACUUAGACCCACAAUGAAGAAAGUUAUUCUCAUGCUUGAAGGAACUAUUGAAGUCUCAGUUCCUCCAGACCCAUCCUCAUUUAUAAGCUCAAUAUAGAUUCAAAAUUUUAUGCAAUAGUUCAUGUUCUCAAUUCAUAUAAUGUGUUAGUUUCAAUUUUUCUUUUUGUAUAAUUAUCCAUAAAUAAUUGAAAACAAUUUUGUUAUGCAAUCAGUC